UGCAGGAGGUUAUGGUUGAGGAAGAAGAGCUCCCUCUUCAAGAAGAUAUCGUGGAUGAGAUACAGCAGCAAAUAGAAGCUAUUCAAGAGCACUUAGAGGAACUGGUGGAAGUGGAGGAGCAGCAGCUGGAGCUGGAGGUUUUGAAAGAAAGGCUACAAGAAGUCGACCUCUUGGAGUACAAAGUACAGCAGAUGGAACAGCAAACGAAUGUGGAAACAACAGUAGAUGACUGGUUUUUCCUACUGGACAAACUGCCAUAUAUUAUCCAUAGUGCACCAUUAGCAGUACAGUCCAGUGUGGAUGAGAAGGAGUCCCUGGAGAUGGCCGAGAUGGUUCAGAGAACAGAGGAGGCCGUGUUCAUCACAAGGGAGAGAUCAGAGGAGCGGGUGGUGGUUAAAGAAGGGAUGGAGGAGAGUGUUGUCAACAUAGAGACAGGAGUCAUCACUGAGCCAAUCACAUUACAGAACAAUACUUACUCCGUUCGGGACAUUGAUGAUGAUUGGUUCCUGCUUUUGGAACCAGUCCCUCUGGAGGCUCGGCUAACAGUGGGAGAUGUCGAGCCCUACACAACGGGGCCCAUCUAUGAGCCUGAACAAGAGAGAAUGCUGGAAGAGGAGAGCAGUGAUGAAGAGGAAAUAGUCGAGGGUCUUGAUGUUUCCGAGACGACUGUUGAACAAAUCGCAUUAGAGAAGACAGAACCAGUGGUCCGAUAUAUUGAGGAUGAUUGGUUCAAGCUUUUUGACCAAGUUUUUGUGCCAAUAAAGACUCCUCCCCCAGUUGUGUGGGAGACUCUGGAAGGCCCUGCUGGCAUCAGCACCAUCUCCGUGGAGAUGAAGGAUGAGGAGGAGAGAGAUGAGGAGAUGAUGGAGGAAUGGACACAAAGGCCGAAGCCAGAGGUGGUGGAGGUUAGCAGAGUACAGGAGCCGACACCCACAUUUGCGCCCAGAGACGUGGAGGAUGACUGGUACUCUGAACUGGAAAUUCCUCCUAAAGAAACAGUGAGAGUCGUUGAGCCCUACACAAUGGAAACCAGAAGAGAAGUGGAGGUGUACCAGUCUGAGGAAGGGACAUCAUUUGAAAGUACAACCGUAAUCACAAAGGAGACGACUACCCUUGUGACAAUCACAGAGGAGAGAAGAGAGAUGAAAGUGACUAUUAUGGAAGAGAGAGACGUUUAUGCUGAAAGCCCUGGAGACUACAUCACAUUAGAGGUGAAACCUCCCGUUGCAGUUUGGCACGUUGUGGAUGACUGGUUCAUGCUUUUGGAACCGACCCCAGUGGAAGUAAAGCCCUCCCCUGCAGUUUCGUGGGAGCAAGAACCGGCUGUUCCAGCUGAGGAGCAGACAGAUGGAGAACGGAUGGUGAGGAUGGAGAAGAGGACAGAAACACAGGAGCAAAGGAUGGUGGAGGUGAAAGAGGUCCAGCCAGUCAUUCAGGAGCAGAGACCCACGUUCACUCCCAGAGAGGUGGAGAAUGACUGGUACACCCUACUGGACGUUCCUCCCAAAGAAACAGUGUGGGUCGCCCCACAGUAUGUGGAGGAGACUCAGGUGAGAGAGAGAGAGGAAAUGGAGAGAACGGUGAAGAGAGUGAGGAUUUCAAAGGAGGAAGUGGUGGUCAUAGAAGAGAGAGAAGAACCUGCACAGAGGCCUGCUGUGGUCAUUCAGGAGCGACCAGUGGUUCCACGGGAAAUUGAAGAUGAUUGGUUCUUAUUGAUGGAAUCAGUUCCUGUGGAAGUAAAGACUCAACCUCCAGUUUGGGCCACGAAGAGACAGGUGAGAGAGAGAGAGGAGGUGGAGACCACCGUGAAGAGAGUGAGGAUUUCAGAGGAGGAAGUGGUGGUCAUAGAAGAGAGAGAGGCUGCACAGAGGCCUGCUGUGGUCAUUCAGGAGCGACCAGUGGUUCCUCGGGAAAUUGAAGAUGAUUGGUUCUCAUUAAUGGAAUCAGUUCCUGUGGAUGUAAAGACUCCACCUUCAGUGGCAUGGGAGCAAAUGCAGCCUCCUCCAGAGGUCUCUAGAGUGACUGUGGACACAAGGGCAAAGCAAGAGGAAGAAAGGAUCAGAGUGGAGGAGAUGAGAGUGAUGGAGAGGGAAAUGAAAGGAGUCCAGCCAACCAUUCAGCAGCUGACACCCACGUUUACUCCCAGAGAAGUGGAUGAUGUCUGGUACACUCUACUGGAGGUCCUCCCUAGAGAAACAGUUGGAGUGAAAGAGGAUGUGAUGAAAACAGUGAGGUGGGAGGAGAGAGUCACUGAGCGGGUGACCAUCAUAGAAGAACAAAGGGUCGUCAUUGAGAAGCCCACAGUGCAAGUCCAACCACAGAUGCAACAGCCAGCGGUUGUUCGUGAGAUUGAUGAUGAUUGGUUCACACUUUUGGAUGCCGUUCCUCUGCAAGAACGUUCUGUUCCCUCAGUCGAGAUGAGGAGACCUGUUGAUGUCUCUAAGACAAAAAUGGUGGAGAGGCCGAGACCAGAGAAGGAGAAAGAAAGACUUGGAGAGCAGGAGAUACAGAGGGUCCCACAGAAAAUAUUUGUGGGUGUUCGGGAAAUUGAAGAUGACUGGUUCAAACUUUGGGACAAAACUAUUCUGCAUGCAGACACAAGAGCUGCAGUGGUCUCCAAGCCUGCCGAGCACAGAGCUGUGGAGAGGGAGAGGAUUGAGAGAGGAGGAGUGAGGGAGAGAGAGAGGGUGAAAGAGGAAGACAUGCGAAAGAGAGUUACAAUCACAGAGGUGACGCGAGUGAGAACAGUACAGGAGAGAGCACCACCAGCUGUUCGCCACAUUGACGAUGACUGGUACAUACUUCUGGAUAAGGUUUCUGUGGAAUAUCCAGCUCCCCCUAGAGUUGCUCCUGUCAUCCCCCCCACCCCUGCAAAGAGGCCUGUUCCCAUAGACCAACCCCUGACCUCCACUCCCACCACACACCCCGCCCCCAUCAUCAAAUACACCCCCGAGGUGAAGAGGCAAGAGACUCAAGUCAUCGUGGAGGAGAAAACAAAGGAGGAUGAGGAGCUGACCCUUAUCAGGAGGAAGACACAGAGGAUCGUGGGAGAGAACAUCUACAUCAGACACAGUAUUCUCAUGUUAGAGGACUUUGAUGUGACUCAGGAGGUGGUGUUGCGUCGCCGUGCCAGCAUCAAUGAACUGAAGCGAAUUUUCCUAGAGGCGGAGCCGGAGUAUCACCUCAGCGAAUGGGACAAGCACUUGUCAAUCUGUCACCUGGACACCCACACACAACUCAUUAGCAUGGAGGAGUGGUCGAGAGAAAGUGUGUCUAUCAUGUAAGGAAACUCCAAUGCUCCGGAAACUUCUAAUCAACUGAUCCGAUGUCAUGCAAGGGAUCCUUCAUCAGUCAGAGACUUGAUUCUAGCCGAGGAAUCGACCAUUAAUACUUCAUAGUUUUAGUAUUAUCCUGUUAUUGAAAUUAUUUUCAUAGUUUUUUUUAUUGUUUGUCUGAUGACUUCCAUUUACAAUUUGACCUUUGUUCACCCUGGUAAUUCUAGAUAUUCUAGAUAAAAAUGCAAUAUGAUUAUGUCAAGUCAGUAGAAUUCAUAGCACUCAAUGGAUCACAAAUAAUUGAUUGGAAUGUGUGGGUUUAUUUUUGCUCAUUGUCAAUUGAAAUUUACAAAUAAAUGAGGUGUGUUGGAGUAAAUUGAAA
This is a messenger RNA of Alosa alosa (allis shad), 3657 nucleotides long. It is a transcript of the gene epb41b, whose product is annotated as erythrocyte membrane protein band 4.1b. The transcript has 17 exons. NCBI's taxonomy places the organism in Eukaryota, Metazoa, Chordata, Actinopteri, Clupeiformes, Clupeidae. Gene Ontology annotation, cellular component: cytoskeleton. The coding region runs from base 12 to 3284 and encodes 1090 amino acids. Gene Ontology annotation, biological process: cortical actin cytoskeleton organization. The record is from RefSeq and is a predicted model, not a curated record. Gene Ontology annotation, molecular function: cytoskeletal protein binding.